AGCUUAUGCGCGCUCUGGACCAGUCUCUCACCUGCUGUGAAGCGCGCUCCCGGAUGAGAGGGUCUGCGCGCACUCGUCGGCGGCCAUGCUGCCCCGGUCACAGUGCGGCGCGCCCAGCACCUGCACAGAGCGAGCAUCCAUCCUGCACGAGGACUUACAAAGGCAGCCCGAUGAAGCUUAGUGCUCGUGUUGUAGUAUUUACCUUUCAUUUAAAUGUGCUUCCGGAUUUUGGAUUUUAUUAGACAAUCCUCGGGCUGAAAUUGAUUACAAGGAAUCUGGAUUAUUCCCGGUCAUAGCGGCGGCGCUUACCGGAUGAUUGCACUGCCUUUUAUUGUGGUGUGAACUGUUCAUGGAAUAAUCUAUUGCAGAAAGGAGAGGUGCAGGUAUUAGACAUUUGUCCCGAGUGUUAAAGUAAAUCAUGCUCGCGUGCCGCACGACGCCCCUCUCUCACCGGGGGUCGCCCCGUCGUCUGAGCUUUCCCUGUGUCGUGUAGACCCAGGAGCCGGUGAACAAAAAAAAGUGCAUAGUGCUCUCACUGCAAGACAUAAAUCACCGAAACGUGUUAAGUACGGUCGAAAUGGCUCUGAACAGAAGCAUCGAGCUGGAGCACUUUGAUGAACGGGACAAGGUUCGGCGCACGACCCGCGCCACCGGCUCCGGUUCUCAGUCCGGGUCCCGGGCGAGCAGCCUGGUUCCCAGCCCCGCUCAGAGCGCAAACUGCAGCUUCUACCGGACCCGCACACUCCGCGCGCUCAGCUCCGAGAAGCGUGCGCGCAAGGUGCGCUUUUACCGCAACGGGGACCGCUAUUUCAAGGGGCUUGUAUACGCCGUGUCCAACGACCGCUUUCGGUCUCUGGACGCGCUGCUGGCUGAGCUGACGCGCGCGCUCACCGACAACUUGCACCUGCCGCAGGGCGUCCGCACCAUCUACACGGCGGACGGCAACAAGAGAGUGACGAGCUUAGACGAGCUGGUGGAAGGUGAGUGCUACGUUUGUGCAUCUAAUGAACCCUACAGGAAAGUGGACUACACCAAGAAUGUGAACCCUAACUGGGGCUCUCGGCUUGCGGGGACAGGCGCGGUGGCCGGGGCCUGCCGACAGGGUUCACCCGGGGGCCAGCGGGGACUGGGGGAAGGUAAAGAGAGCAAAGACUUUAUCAAACCUAAGCUGGUGACGGUGAUCCGGAGCGGAGCGAAGCCUCGCAAGGCUGUCAGAGUGCUGCUGAAUAAAAAGACGGCUCACUCUUUCGAGCAGGUGCUGGCUGACAUCACAGAGGCCAUUAAACUCGACUCUGGAGCCGUGAAGAAGCUGUACACGCUAGACGGGAAGCAGCUGACGAACCUGCAAGACUUUUUUGGUGAUGAUGACGUGUUUAUCGCAUGCGGGCUUGAGAAGUUCCGCUACGCUCAGGACGACGCUGCGAUCGGACAUGCAGGGAAAGCCUCGGCCGCUGCGUUCGUUAACGAGUGUAAGAUGAAAUCAUCCAAGUCUUCAGCUCCUAUUAAGUCCAUUACCCCUAGAAGCUCUGGCAUUUUCAGGUCAAAAUCACCUGUCAACGAGGAUUCAAGGAGUCAGAGCCCGGCUGCCAGGUCGCCGAAAUCCCCGAUCAGCCCAGCAAGUCCACGCAGCCAGAAGAUCUCUUCCCGUCAUGUAUCUCCUUCCCCUCCUCCCUCUGGAGAACUGAAUGGAGAAGAGGACUUGAGCCCAGAAGUAAAUGGAAAUAAGCCGCAGUCCUCCAUCAUCACCGAUAAAUACGAAGUGGGGAAAGUCAUCGGAGACGGAAACUUUGCGGUGGUCAAAGAGUGUGUGGAGCGGGCCACUGGGCAGGAGUAUGCUCUGAAGAUCAUAGACAAAGCCAAAUGCAGUGGGAAGGAACAUCUGAUAGCCAACGAGGUGGCGAUACUACGCCGGGUUCGGCACCCCAGCAUCAUCCUGUUGAUUGAGGAAGUGGACACGCCUACAGAGCUCUACUUGGUCAUGGAGCUCGUUAAAGGCGGAGAUUUGUUUGAUGCCAUCACCUCUUCAACAAAGUACACAGAAAGAGACGCCAGUGCCAUGGUGUACAACCUGACUGGAGCUCUCAAAUACCUGCAUCGCAUGAGCAUAGUGCACAGAGAUAUUAAACCAGAGAAUUUACUGGUGUGUGAAUAUCCUGAUGGAACCAAGUCUCUGAAGUUGGGGGAUUUUGGUCUGGCCACUGUAGUGGAGGGGCCACUUUAUACCGUGUGUGGAACACCCACUUACGUCGCACCUGAGAUUAUUGCAGAAACAGGGUACGGUUUAAAGGUGGAUAUCUGGGCAGCUGGUGUGAUUACAUACAUCCUCCUGUGUGGUUUUCCACCAUUCCGGAGUGAGAGGAACCAGCAGGAGGAGCUGUUUGAACAAAUCUUACGGGGUCGCCUGGAGUUUCCCUCCCCCUACUGGGACAAUAUCAGUGCCAUCGCAAAGGACCUGAUUGGUAAAAUGCUGCAGGUGAAUGUGAGUGCACGCUACACAGCAGAGGAAGUUUUGUCACAUCCAUGGGUCCUGGAUGAUACCAUGCUGGAGAACAACAUGAUGUGUGAGACAUUAGGUGCAGUCAAAACUGAACAUACACCUGGCGGCACUGCGACAGAAACACAAUUAUGUGAGCUGCAAGGCAACGAACAAAGCUGAAGGUAGACGACAAGACGACCAGCGAAAGAGAAGCUCGCUGUUUACCUGCUCAAUCGACAAAAACCUAAAGGAAAACUUUACCCAGAAAUGCGAACAUGGCUGACAGGAUGCUAAGUGCUACUAAGUGCGACUAAGUAUAAGUACAGUGCUACUAGCGAGUCAUUCAGAGUCGAGUUAAAUGCGUGCAACCUAAUAUAAAAUUAGACUUAUUAGUCUUAUUUACAAAACACACACACACACACACAAACAC
Molecule: messenger RNA, 2906 nt
Organism: Tachysurus fulvidraco (yellow catfish)
Lineage: Eukaryota; Metazoa; Chordata; Actinopteri; Siluriformes; Bagridae
Product: serine/threonine-protein kinase DCLK2
Exons: 16
Coding region: 578-2656 (692 amino acids)
Biological process (GO): intracellular signal transduction; protein phosphorylation
Cellular component (GO): microtubule cytoskeleton
Molecular function (GO): protein kinase activity; ATP binding
Source: RefSeq, a predicted model, not a curated record